Messenger RNA from Linnemannia hyalina, 1830 nucleotides. The record is from the annotation of a GenBank genome assembly. NCBI's taxonomy places the organism in Eukaryota, Fungi, Mortierellomycota, Mortierellomycetes, Mortierellales, Mortierellaceae.
AUGCAACUUCCCCUUCAAUUUAUCCUCAAGAAGCAUUUUCUUUUCUGGUUCUGGGAGGCCGAUCCUUUGUUGGAAGAACUUAGAAAGUUACCUUUAACGUUGUCGGCUACCCCUCAGCCGUCUGGUGUCUCAAUCAACGGCCAGCUCACAAAGCUGAUUGCCACCGAAGACACUUUCCCCGUCUUCUCCGGUGUCGUCCCUAGUGCUACCUCCUCUGUCGAGUACUCCUACGUCGAGCUCGACGCUACCGGUGCUCCCCUCAAGACCGAGGCCUUUGUACGUAAACUCCAGAAUGUCACUGCGACCCAUACCUAUAACGAGUUCUUUGAACGCCCUACCACAAAAUGGACCCUCCCCCCAGUCCCUUUCACCUACCUCGCUACCUGGCCUUCGUACACCAAGGUCUUUGACGAAGAUGAGAUUGCGACCAUCCACGUCACCGCCGACGCAGCUCAGAUCGCGGUCAUGAACGCCAACCCCGAGCCCCAAAACGGUACCACGGUCGAUGUCCGGGUCACUUUCCGCUGGAUCGAUCACAGCGAUAUCUACACCCAGCACAAUAUCUCUUUCAAGAACUCUGGAAAGUCGUCCAAGGAUUACCAGAAGCAGUCCUACAAGUUCUCCUUCGAUACCGACUACAACCAAACCUUCUUCAGUCGCCCCAACAUCAAGCUGAGGUCUGAGGUGACCGAUCCCACGAUGUUGAGAGAGAAGACGUAUAUUGAUCUGCUGAACUCUGCGGGUGUCCCUACACAGCAGGGGCAGUUUGUGAGAUUGUUUGUGAACAACCAGCCGGUUGGGUUGUAUUUGAUGGUCGAUGAUAUCAAGAAGUCAUUCAUCAAGCAGACUAUCUAUGGUGGCGACGACACCGUCAUCCCCGGCUCCAUGGUCCAGGGGAAUGCACCCUCCCUGACAGCUCAGGCGGACCUGGUCUACAAAGGCCCCACAAACGCCUCCUACGACCCCGCAGCCUACGCAGACGUCGUCCUCGGCAACAACCCCGCCACCGACUCCCUCCAGCAACUCAUCUCCUUCAUGAAGGAUCUCUCCGACUACAACCCCGUCAACAACACCGAUCCCAUCGGCUACUGGAACAACACCCGUCUCGACCUUGACGGAUUCCUCCGCAACAUGGCCAUCGAAUACCUCACGGGUGCCUUCGACAACUACUGGAUGUCCGGUUCAAACUACUUCAUCUACUUCAACCCUAAGCUCGGCACCUCUGGCAAAUGGCAGUGGAUCCCUACGGAUUUCGACGGAACUUUUGGUUCUGGAUACCCUACCAGUACGCAGUCCACUUACCAGACCUAUGCCAACUUCGCGACCAACGACCACCCCCUGGUCUCAAAACUCAUUCUCAAAACCCCCGCCAUCAACGCCCUGUUCGAAAAGACUCUCACGGAACUCAUCCAAACCGUUUACAAGCCCGAGGCAAUAUUCCCCCGUAUUAUGGCCUAUAACCAAAUGCUCCUCGUCGACUACACUUGGGACGUCUCUAUUAACCGUACAGGCCCCGGAAUAGUCAACGGUUACACGGUUGCAGAUUUCAACGAUAAUCUGGUGAACAUUACCAAGGAUAUGGAAUACUCUGUCAAGGGCUGGAUCACGGACAUGUCCAACUCUGUGUCGACGGCGUUGAAAUUUACGAUUCCUGCUGGCGUUGCCAACAGGGUCGAGCCUCCACCCAAGCCUACUAAGAAUGAUGGCAAGACCAAGGGUGGUACUGAUCCGGGUGGCAAAAAGAAUGGUGCUGCUGGUUCUUUUGUUGGUAGUAUGGGACUGGUGGCGGUUAUGGUCGGUGUUGCCUCUUUGGUUUCUCUCUUGCUGUAG